Messenger RNA from Prorocentrum cordatum, 652 nucleotides. Lineage: Eukaryota; Dinophyceae; Prorocentrales; Prorocentraceae. The record is from the annotation of a GenBank genome assembly.
GACCACCAUCCACUCCCAGGUCCUCUACCCCUGUAAGAUCGGCCCAGAUGGUAAAGAACAGUUUUUCGGCACGCAGUGGGUAGGCAGGACAGUCAGGUUUAAAGGACUGGAUGUGACUUUUGUUUCAGCUUAUUUGAAUGACUCCGAGGGGGCUGUCGGCACCAACGGCCUUAUUUUAGAAGAGCUAGCUGGAUAUUUACUCACUGUGGCUAAGCACUACAUAGUCAUGGCGGACUGGAACAUGACUCCUGAGGAGCUCUGGGAGUCUGGGUGGCCUUCAUUUGUUCGGGGACACAUCGCUGUACCACCUGGCGAAUUUACAAAUUCUGGAGGCACUGGAAGAAUCCUGGACUUCGGAGUCGUCUCGGAACAUCUAGCUUCCUUGGUCAAGCUUUCUCUGGAUCAGAAGGGACCUUGGGCGCCACAUCUGGGAAUUUUUGGCGAGUUGGACCUGACUCAGAACAUCCUGGAAGGCCGCAUCCUGGUACCUGUCACCCCAAUCCUACCGUACGUAUAUGGACCCGACCAGCCCUGGGAGAUGUUUCAGCAGCAGAAUGACGGCAUCGAGAUGCCGCAGCAUUAUCAUUUUUGGCCUGAGGCGACCUCAGGCGACCUCACCAGGUUGUACGCGAGCUUCUCCAUGCAGGCAGAG